This is a messenger RNA of Suillus subalutaceus, 1187 nucleotides long. Its product is annotated as Pyruvate/Phosphoenolpyruvate kinase-like domain-containing protein. The transcript is spliced from 10 exons. Lineage: Eukaryota; Fungi; Basidiomycota; Agaricomycetes; Boletales; Suillaceae. Gene Ontology annotation, molecular function: magnesium ion binding; catalytic activity. Gene Ontology annotation, biological process: oxaloacetate metabolic process. The coding region runs from base 112 to 1131 and encodes 339 amino acids. The record is from RefSeq and is a predicted model, not a curated record.
AAGCACUCCAGGCUGUGAACGUCCCUAUUAAGUCCCUAUUAAAGCGCAACUUCGCUCGAGCGGAGCCUCGAAUAUCGAAUAGGCGGUUGUAGUAGGCCUCAGAACGCGGCGAUGUCGAUGCUGUUGACGCGACUGGUGUCACCUACGCGUAGUGCUGUGUGCAGGAGCCCGAGAUAUGGUUCUAUGUGUAUGCGUACACUGAGUACCGCUGGCAAUGGCAAGACUGACCAAGCGCUUCGUCGGUCAUAUCUCUACGUACCCUCGUCGUCUGACCGGAUGCUGGAUAAGUCUUUGAGCACACCAUCCGACGACAGCGUGCCACCUUCUCCUCACGACAAAGACAGUGCGAGACAACGGCUGAGUACUCACACACCAGAGCACAAGCUUCCGCACCCCGAGCGUAUCGCUGUCCGCCUAAAUGACAUUACUACACCUUUUUUCGAGAACGAUAUAUCCGAAAUCCUGAAGUCACCCUUCGUCCGAACACUCGUGCUGCCCAAGAUCCACUCCGUCCGCGACCUUCAUCACGUCUCGCGAGCCAUUCGAACUUCACGGGACAGAACCUCCACGUCGUUCCCUAUACGCAUCGUUGCGAGUGUUGAAAGCGCCCGCAGUGCGUGGAAUCUCGGGGAGAUUGCUUCUUGGACUUCGGAGUACGGCCCAGAUGCCGGCGGGAAGUUGGGCGCUCUACUCGUAUAUUGUGCUGAUACGUCGGUGGUGCGGACGCCUUCGAGGCUUGAACUUCUCUAUGUACGCUCCCAAAUUGCAAUUGCUGCCAAGGCUUUCGGAUUGGAUUCCAUAGAUAUGGUCUGUGUCAACUACAAAGACCUCAACUAUCUGAAAGACGAAUGCGAAGAUGGCCGGAGGCUUGGUUUCAACGGCAAGCAAGCCAUUCACCCCACACAGGUUGACAUCAUUCAUUCGACAUUUGUUCCUACGGAGAAGGAAAUUCUUCGCGCCGCAACUAUUCUUCGCCAGAUGGAAGUUGCGCAUUCCUCUCAAAAGGGUGCCUUUGGCCUGGAGAUGGAGGGGGGCGGUAAAGAGAUGAUUGACGCUCCAAUGUUGAAACAGGCUGAGAAUAUUAUUCGGGUAGCCAAGGCAGCAGGCUUGGAAAUUCCUGGUGUAGGUUAAUUGCGAAAGAAUGUAUUAUGCUCAGGUGCAGUGAAUGGCAAGCCCUUGACUAUCUU